Molecule: messenger RNA, 1854 nt
Organism: Aspergillus eucalypticola CBS 122712
Lineage: Eukaryota; Fungi; Ascomycota; Eurotiomycetes; Eurotiales; Aspergillaceae
Product: GMC family oxidoreductase
Exons: 4
Coding region: 1-1803 (600 amino acids)
Molecular function (GO): flavin adenine dinucleotide binding; oxidoreductase activity, acting on CH-OH group of donors
Source: RefSeq, a predicted model, not a curated record
AUGGCUACUACUGCAUAUGACUUUGUCGUCAUUGGCGGCGGUACGGCUGGCCUGGUAACUGCUUCUCGACUGAGCGAGGACCCCAACACCUCCGUCCUCGUUCUUGAAGCAGGUGCCGACUUGACAGCAGAUCCCCGUGUGAACAUUCCUAUCUUUUAUGCUGCACUACUUGGAUCUGACGCUGAUUGGAAAUUCCAAUCUACCCCUCAGCCAGGCCUCAAUGGCAGAGUAAUUGGUCUUAAUCAGGGAAAAACACUCGGAGGAUCCAGUUCAUUGAAUGCACACGUCUUUGUUCCUCCAUUUAAGGGGGCUGUUGACUCAUGGGAGGAACUCGGUAACCCCGGAUGGAAUUGGACCAUAUUGAAAGACUAUUUGGCCAAGGCCUACAGCAGUCCAAAUGUAGCACAGGAUGCCAAGGAAAGUCUGGCAAUUGAGGACUGGCCUGAACUGAACGGAGCGAAAGGUCCAAUCCAGACAUCUUUUGGCAACGAGACACACCCCAUCCGCAAAGCAUGGGCUGAACUGUUUCGCAGCCAUGGAGAAUACAAUGGCGGGGAUCCGUUCAUUCACAGUUCUGUAGGCUCCUUCAGUUGCCUUGCUAGUAUUGACUCGGAGGGUAGGAGAAGCAACUCUGCCUUGGCUUACUAUAAGCCUGUGGAGCUUCGCCAAAACCUUCAUGUCCUUACAAAUGCUCUUGUUGAGAGAGUCUUGUUUGACGAAAGCAAGCCUCCUAGGGCUAUUGGAGUCCAAUACAGUAUUGAUGAGGCCUCAAAGACGGUUCAGGCAAAGAGUGAAGUCAUACUUGCUGCUGGUGUUUUCCAAUCUCCGAAAAUCCUCCAACUUUCAGGAGUUGGUGGAGUAGAACUUCUUAACAAGCAUGGUAUCGAUGUGGUUAUGGACCUUCCCGGAGUUGGACAGAAUCUUCAGGAUCAUAUGAUCUCUUACACCGCAUUCCAAGCAAAGCCUGAACUAGAAACGAAGGACUCUCUGGUUAGACAGGAGCCUGAAGCCAUUGGUCAGGCAAUGCAGGAAUAUGCUGCCACGAAGUCUGGGCCCCUCACGUCACUUGGAGUUCAUACCUACGCCUAUUUACCUCUUCCUGAACAGGACAGAAGUGAUCUCCAGGCACUGUUCACCAGCGACGCUGCUGAGAAAUUACAGCACAAGGCAACGCAAUCCUACUAUGACAUCGCCAAGACUACUAUUCUUGAUCCCAAGCAACCAUCAGCUGCGUACCUAUCCGCCUUGGGGCAAACAAAUUAUGCCAAAGAUCUCAGGGACGGAACUAUCCCAGAUGCUUCACAAGGAAAGUUCGUCACGCUUGGAGUGAUGCUCUCUCAACCGCUUUCCCGCGGAAGCGUUCAAAUUACCUCCAACAACCCUGAAACCCCUCCAAUCAUUGACCCUGGCUACAUGUCAAACCCUCUCGACCUGGAAGUUAUGGCACGACACUUGCUCCGUAUCAAGAAACUGGCGGAGUCACCUCAGCUUGGGGAGCUCCUUGAACAGCCAUUGAAGUUCCAUGACCCAGAUGCAGACUUCCAAGGAGACUUGGAUGCCGCAAAGCAGUACGCUCGGGACAAUUUGGUCUCCAUGUGGCACUUUGUGGGAACCUGUUCGAUGCUGCCUCUCGAGAAGGACGGAGUGGUGGAUUCCAAUUUGAAGGUCCACGGUAUCGAAGGUCUGAGGGUUGUGGAUGCAAGUGCUAUCCCGCUUAUAAGCACGGCGAAUCUGCAAGCUACUGUGUAUGCAUUUGCGGAGAGAGCGGCGGACCUCAUCAAGCAGGAUCAGAAGAGCGAGUAAAGCUGGGGUUGCAGAUGUCUGUACCCGCAAGGUGUUUAUUAAACAAGUGGC